Messenger RNA from Spirodela intermedia, 5595 nucleotides. The record is from the annotation of a GenBank genome assembly. NCBI's taxonomy places the organism in Eukaryota, Viridiplantae, Streptophyta, Magnoliopsida, Alismatales, Araceae.
AUGCAAGCGACGUCAUUGGAGGUGGUAGUGUUGGAGGAGCAAAGGCAGAAGAAGCCGCGACGCGCGCACGACGAGAUGCCUGCGGCUGACGCCAGUGAUGAUCUGUAUCACUUCCCCGUGGAGGAGACCGUCCAGCAUCCGCUGCCUGGAUACGUGGCCCCGUCAUCGAUCAGCUUCAGCCCCGAUGAUCGACUGAUCUCCUACCUAUUCAGCCCGGACAACACGCUACGAAGGAAGGUUUAUGCCUUCGACUUGUCAAGCCGCCGGCACGAGCUUAUUUUCGGCCCUCCGGAUGGGGGGGGACUCGACGAGAGCAACCUAUCUGAAGAGGAGAAGCUGCGAAGGGAGAGAUCGAGGGAGAGGGGUCUCGGUGUCACCCGCUACGAGUGGAGGGCCAAAUCUUGCUCCGAGAGACCAGGAAUCAUGGUGCCCUUGCCCGCCGGGGUUCGCUCUCUAUUCUCUUACCAUUUGUAUAAAUCUUGUUAGUCCUUGACUAGAGCUGAAUAAUCUCUUCGAAUUGUAUCGCACGCUCUCUCUCCCUCUCUCUCUCUCUCUCCACAUUGGUACAAUGAUGAACUUGCAUAAUGUACACAAAUCGUUCUCUCGACAGUGAUUUUUUGUGUGAGAACUGGUCGACCAAUGCAGAGGCUUCAAAUGUCUUUGAUUCGAUCGGAAAAUGAUUUGAAAAUAUUUCAUUAAACACUCUCCACGAAUUACCUUCGACGUGGUGGGUUUCUUUGUCUAAAGCUGCAUGUGGACGAUUCAUCUUGUCGUCUUUAAUUUUGAGGCUCUACUGAUUUCUGAAUGGAAGAAGAGAGCAGCUCAGUGAUAAUAGUUUAGGUGUUGGAUAUGUAUGUGUGAUUGGUCUAUCAGGCUGAGUAAAGAACAGUCGUAGAUAACUGGACUGGAUUUCUACUAUAGUUUGCGGUGUUAUUGCUGUAUAUUGGCGUAUCUGAUAAAGUUUUCUUCAGACAGUCUCGCAUCAUAAGUUAUUAAACAGCAGAUGAACGACAUAUUGUUUCCAAAUAAAAUAAAAAGAUUUCGUUAUGUUUCAGAGAAUGUCGCAUUCUAACGUUUUGAAUUCAUAGUCCACUGAAUUUUUAUUCUCUAUAUUGCCUUCUUUUCAGAAGUAGGCCAUAUUCAUAGUUUUCUCGUUUUUUACAUCAUUAUUUUUUCCCCAAUGUUGUCCGCGAAAUUAAAUAUGCAUAAAUUUUAUGUCUUUAUGACUUUUAUCUAUUUCGUCUACAGAUAUUUUUCCAGGAAAUAGGAUGUUCUGUGUCAGAGAUUAAGCUGCCGGGUAUUGCUGGCUUACCAAUUAUUGAUCCUCAUUUAUCCCCAGAUGGAAGUAUGCUUGCAUAUGUAAAGGAUUACGAGUUGCACAUUCAGAAUCUCUCGAGUGGGGAACAAAGACGACUAACUUUUGGUGCUAGGGGAAAUUCGAAGGUGAUUUUAUUUUUAUUUCUACAGUACCUGUUUCAGGUUGGAUUUGGAUGCUGCUAUUUAUUUCUUAAAGCUAUCCUGAAUGGUGCCAUCCGUCUUUCUUUUCAUUUUUCUUUGGUAAAACCAAAGGCAAAACAGAGGGAAUUCUGCGUAACCUUUGAAGCCUCAAAUAGUUAUUUGACACAUAGGCUGGGAAAGAUCGUUACCUUUUCUCCUGGCAAUUUGUGGAUGAAAUGCUAUUGGACCGAUAUUUUCCAAAUGCAAUAAAUGGGAGUGUUGGCUAAUUUCUUUUGCUACUCACUUAUCAGGAACAUAUCACACACAACAUGACAUAUUAGGUGCUGGACUCACCUGGUUUGGUUGUAGUACAGGAAGUUUGGAUAUAUAUAUAUAUACAAUCAGCAUCAUCCAGAUUUCAGGGACUAAGUUUCUUGUCCAAGCAGUCACGAGGAAAUUUAUUUUUAGUGGCUAGAUUUUAGAGAAGUGAGGCUUCGGUCCGUCAUCAUAGGUCAACUUGCUUAAAAUUAUAAUAUAUUAUAAAGGUCUUUAAGUACAGAGCAAAAUGUAUACAUUAGCUAAGUAAGCAAUGUAAUGAGUGGGCGUAAUAAGAAAGAAAGUGGUAGUUCGCCCUCGAAUUAGAAGGAAAAAAGAGUCAUGAGUGUGAAUCGAACACAUUAUAGAUUGAAUGAAUCGGUUGGCAUGGCAAGGAAGAGAUCAUUGCAGUGGAACGUGGGCAGAUUUUUCAUUUUUCUUAAGUUAGUCAAUGCAACAUACUUUUGUUUUAAGGUAGGAGACGAGAAAAAAAAAUCUCGCCAAGAUACACUGAAUCGAAAAGAUUGUGCUCCCUGCAUAAUAUAACGUCUGUGACGCACAAAUUUUCGUUGAUGAGUGCACUUACUAUAUACAUUUAAGCCUUGGUUGUCUUUAUAGUUGGCAAUUUGCAAGAAAAAGGCCAGUCCGGUUAUAAUUUAGUAGUUAUCGUAUCUCUUCGCAUUUGAACCUCACUUCUGCAAUAUCUGACUUGACCAAUAAGAAUCCCCUGUAGUGGCGGGAGAAAGAUAAAGAAGAUCAAGAGGAAGAAGAGAAGAAUGAGUGAUAGAACUGUGAAAUGAGCUGGGAAAACGAAAUAUAUUCCAAACUCCUAGUGUUUUCUGAUUUUAAAAUUUUCGAUAGCCUUCAAAAUAUGUUCACUCGUAUGUAUGUUUGUGUUAUUAAAUAUUUUUGGAGUUCUACCCUUACAGAUGAUUCUGUAAUAAGUGAAUCAGAUACUCUGAGGAUAUUCCUUCGUUAUUUCACAUUUUAACGACCGUGUGUUUAAUGGGCGAGAAGACCUAGUGAAUGGCAAUGAACCCAUUUAACCUCACUCCAUAGUUACGUGGUAACAAGCCUAUUGUACAAUGGAGAAUAAGAUCAGAAUCUUCUGGCAUGUCCAUGAUGCAGAAUAAACUUCAACCCAGGAGCUUUUUCAUAGGGCGUAUCCCACUCACUUUUCUAUGUGAAAUCAGUUGUUGGGGAUUUUGGAUGGCUUCUAGCCAAUCAUAUCGACAUUGACUUGAAAGCACCUGGAUAACUGGACUAACGCUGUCAAGGGCUUUUUUGACAAACGCUUGAAUGAUCUCAGAUUUCCCGUAGCUGUGACUGGGACGUCCAGAAUUUCAAUAAAAUGAGUUGUUCGUCCGUGAACGCCUGUUCAGCGUGAUAAUAUCACUUGAGAAAUAAAAAUUUACUUCUCCUGUCUCAAUACGAAAGUCCUGCUGUGGCCAUUUAUAAUAUGCUGCGGUCUACUCUGAAUGAUGUCUGAGUGAUCCGGCAGUGUAUUUUUAUGUUCAUAUUUGUUUCGUUAUAUUUUCUCUGUCACUAGCAACUUCAUAUACUUGAUCAAAUUUGAUCAUUCAUCUCGCUCACCUGAAACUAUAGUGGUUUAGAACUCUGUUGCUACGUGUCUUCUCGUGUUUGUCUCUUUAUGGUAUGCUUUAUUAUAGGAAGAUUGCUUAUCACUCUGGAAACACACUACCGUUUAGAACAGUGAGAAUGUUCUCUCAGUCUUGAUUCAUUUCGGUUCAUCCUUAUCUUCUCCCCUGUGCCAAUAUUGCGCCAUAUUGUUCUCAUAUAACCUUUCUACUUGGAGAAAAGCUACGGAUGCCUCUGGUUUUUGUGGCAUUUAUUGUCAAUCUUUUCGGUUCAUUAAUUUAUUAUCAAUGUACACAUUUUUCUCCGUGGAUCAUCAAAGUCUGAGGCCUUGUUUUGUGGUGCAUUUUCAGACUCAUGGUCUUGCGGAGUAUAUUGCGCAGGUGCUCCUCUCUCUCUCUUUUUUUUUCUCUCUCCACUCGGAUAUUCUCACACAGAUAAGAACGUAGCCUCCUGUUCUUGUCUCAUCUAUUUUGUCUGUCGCUUUGUGAUUACAGGAGGAAAUGGACCGGAAGACUGGGUUCUGGUGGUCCCCUGACAGCAAGUGCAUUGCUUUCACAGAGGUGGAUUCAUCGGAAGUUCCUCUCUUUAGAAUCAUGCAUCAGGGUAAGCCUUCCGUCGGUAGUGAUGCAGAGGAGGACCAUGCAUAUCCAUUUGCUGGGACGUCCAACGUCACGGUCCGGCUUGGAGUCGUCUCUGUCCUCGGCGGAGAGGUUACUUGGAUGGACCUCAUUUGUGGCAAACACUUCGAUGAGGAAUAUCUGGCCAGAGUAAACUGGGCUCCUGAAAAUGCUCUUCUAGCCCAGGUUCUCAACCGGCACCAUUCCCAGUUGAAGCUCCUCAAGUUUGAUAUAAGAACAGGCCAGAGGGAAGUCAUACUGGUUGAAGAGAAUGAGACCUGGGUCGGCCUGCAUGACUGCUUCACGCCUUUGGACAAGGGAAACGAUAAGUUUGCGGGGGGCUUCAUCUGGGCCAGCGACAAGACUGGCUUUAGACAUAUCUAUCUUCAUGACCGGCACGGCGCCUGCUUGGGACCUCUCACACAGGGCGACUGGAUGGUCGAGCAAAUCGCCGGUGUAAAUGAGAACGCUGGGGUUGUGUACUUCACGGGGACAGUGGACGGGCCUUUGGAAAGUCACCUGUACUCUGUCAGCCUCUUCCCCAACUGGACCCUUCCUCUACCGACACCUCGGAGGCUAACUCACGGCAAGGGAAGGCACACAGUGAUUCUCGAUCACCAGUUGCAGAGAUUUGUGGAUGUCCAUGACUCCGUGAACUCUCCUCCUCGGGUAACCCUCUGUUUGCUGCAUGAUGGCAGUGUGAUCAUCCCUCUGUAUGAGCAGGCACUUGGCGGCCCACAAUUUCAGUCCCGAUUUUUGCCGCCGGAGAUGGUCCAGGUCCCGGCAAGCGACGGCACCGUUCUAUAUGGGGCCCUGUACAGGCCUGAUGCUGAAAGGUUCGGUCCCCCUCCUUACAAGACACUUAUUAGUGUUUAUGGCGGCCCUUGUGUGCAGACUGUGUGCGACUCUUGGAUCAACACAGUCGACAUGAGAGCGCAGUUCCUGAGGAAUAAAGGUUUUCUAAUAUGGAAGGUCAGCCCCCCCCCCCCCCUUCCCCCAGCGUAUUGCCUUUGGUCUGAAGCGUUUGCCGAGUUUUUUUUAAUGGGAAUCUUCUCUGGUGCGUCGUCGGCAGCUGGACAACAGAGGGACGGCGCGGCGGGGCCUGAAGUUCGAAGGCGCCCUCAAGCACAGGUUCGGAGACGUCGACGCUCACGACCAGCGCACCGGCGCAGAGUGGCUCGUCAAGGAAGGGCUAGCGAAAGCCGGCCACAUCGGGAUCUACGGGUGGAGCUACGGCGGCUAUCUGUCGGCCAUCUCCUUGGCCCGCUUCCCCGAGACCUUCUGCUGCGCCAUCUCCGGCGCCCCCGUGACGGCGUGGGACGGCUACGACACCUUCUACACCGAGAAGUACAUGGGCCUGCCGGGGGAGGACGGGGGGCGGCGCUACGAGGGCAGCUCGGUCAUGCACCACGCGGCCAAGAUCAGGGGCAAGCUGCUGCUCGUCCACGGCAUGAUAGACGAGAACGUCCACUUCCGGCACACCGCCAGGCUCGUAAACGCCCUCAUCGCCGCGGGCAAGCCCUACGAGCUCCUGCUCUUCCCCGACGAGCGCCACAUGCCGCGCCGCCUUGCCGACCGCAUCUACAUGGAGCAGAGGAUCUGGGAGUUCAUCCAGAGGAACUUAUGA